Molecule: messenger RNA, 780 nt
Organism: Lipotes vexillifer (Yangtze River dolphin)
Lineage: Eukaryota; Metazoa; Chordata; Mammalia; Artiodactyla; Lipotidae
Gene: RNF170
Product: ring finger protein 170
Exons: 7
Coding region: 1-780 (259 amino acids)
Molecular function (GO): ubiquitin protein ligase activity
Source: RefSeq, a predicted model, not a curated record
AUGGCCAAAUAUCAAGGUGAAGUUCACAGUUUGAAACUGGAUGAUGAUUCAGUCAUAGAAGGAGUAAGUGACCAAGUACUUGUGGCAGUUGUGGUCAGUUUCGCUUUGAUUGCUACCCUGGUAUAUGCACUUUUCAGCAUAUCUCCACAUAAGAACUUUCACCCCCAGCUUCUACUGUGUGUGUCGUGUCUCAAUAUGCACUUGUUUUCUCACCAGGAUGCACCUGCUGCUGCCCGACAGCAGUUCUACACUGACAUGUACUGUCCGAUCUGUUUACAUCAAGCUUCCCUCCCUGUUGAAACAAACUGUGGACAUCUCUUUUGUGGUACCUGCAUUGUGGCGUACUGGCGAUACGGUUCAUGGCUUGGGGCAAUCAGUUGUCCAAUCUGUAGACAAACGGUAACUUUACUGCUAACAGUAUUUGGUGAAAAUGACCAGUCUCAGGAUGCUGUAUCAUUGCAUCAAGAUAUUAAUGAUUAUAACCGGAGAUUCUCAGGGCAGCCCAGAUCUAUUAUGGAAAGAAUUAUGGACCUACCCACUUUACUGAGGCAUGCAUUCAGGGAGGUGUUUUCGGUCGGAGGCCUUUUCUGGAUGUUCCGUAUCAGGAUAAUACUUUGCUUAAUGGGGGCUUUUUUCUAUCUCAUAUCGCCUCUAGAUUUUGUGCCUGAAGCCCUGUUUGGAAUUCUAGGCUUUCUCGAUGAUUUCUUUGUUGUCUUUUUGUUGCUCAUCUACAUCUCUAUUAUGUACCGAGAAGUAGUAACACAGAGGCUCAACAGAUGA